AGAAGCCCUUUAAUUCUCAUGGGCCAUUCUACUGGUGGCCUAAUCAUUAAGGACGCGUGGUGCCGAUGCGCUGACAGCACGUCUCCUUCACUUGCUGAUAUUCAUCACUCCAUUCGUGGGCUUGUAUUCUUCGGGACACCUCACAACGGCAUGUGGGUAGCCAACAUACUGCCAGGACUUGCGGGUCAGGCAUCAGAGAAUCUUAUACGAGACAUCGAGCCAGGUUCAACUUAUAUCAAAGCUUUGAAAGAACGUUUCUCAAGAGCCACCAAAGAUUUGAAAAUCGUUUCUUGCUUUGAGCUACGCCAAACUCCCCAGUGCGAGUUCCUUGACGAUGGGUCGAUUGUCCGAACCGCAAAGAGCGCCAUAAACGCGUCGGAAAGCACCGCAUGUCUAUAUUGGGCAAACGAAGUCAGAGUACCAAUUAAUGAGAAUCACUCGAUGAUUGCGAAAUUAGCUAAACGGAACGGAAGUGCUUACUACACAGUAGUUAGAAAUCUAUCUCGGCUUGUCAGCACUUCUCACAUGAGAGUUCCAACCAAAUUCAUAGGUAACGGCAUCUCCAAUUCAGAGGGCCAUGGAUACAGCACUCUGAAUCUUGAGGAGAAUCCAGCAUCGUUAGUUUCCACGCCCAAAUUCGAAUUUGAUAAACCCUCCUCUGGUCUUCAAGUUCGAGUCUACGUUCAUGGGGCCUGGGACAUGUUCCAUUAUGGCCACGUGAGGUCUCUCGAAUUCGCGAAACAAGCUAUUCCCAACACGUAUCUCCUGGUAGGAGUGAUAGGGGAUGAAGCUAUGCGAACCCUCAACGGUACCACAAUCAUGUCUUGCGCCGAAAGAGCUGAGGUCAUUCGUGCAUGCAAGUACGUGGACGAGGUCAUAGAAGACUGCCCAUCCAUUCUCCAUCCGGAAUUCGUAGCAAAAUUGCACAUCGAUUACUUUGGUCAUAACAUAGAGUCCUUAUUAACGACUGGUUCUGACCCCUAUGAGUUCCUAGAACUACAAGGCAAAGGUUUCGUCAUACCAAUGACCCAGACCAUCAGUUCAACAGACAUCAUAACAAGGAUUCUACGAAAUCGUGACGUACUCACAGAAAGACAACUGAAGAGCGGCGUGACACCGGCAGAACUUCAUCUUUGAAACGUCCUUUAUGCCGCACGGCUUGCUAUUUAAAAAGCAUGUGUCUUUCUAAGAGAGGUUAGGUAUGUAGGUAGGCAGUGAGC
Annulohypoxylon maeteangense is the source of this 1220-nucleotide messenger RNA. RefSeq lists its product as uncharacterized. Gene Ontology annotation, molecular function: choline-phosphate cytidylyltransferase activity; phosphatidylcholine binding. Lineage: Eukaryota; Fungi; Ascomycota; Sordariomycetes; Xylariales; Hypoxylaceae. The record is from RefSeq and is a predicted model, not a curated record. Gene Ontology annotation, cellular component: nuclear envelope. Gene Ontology annotation, biological process: CDP-choline pathway. The coding region runs from base 19 to 1137 and encodes 372 amino acids. The transcript is spliced from 3 exons.